AUGGAAGGCUGGUCUCGAGAUGCCAAGAUGGUCAAGACCGUAGAGGAAAGCGACAAACUGCGUCGGACAUAUCUCCGUUGGCAUUGGCGAGUGAUCAACUUCCUACCUCCAGUGCUCAUUCUCAUAAGCUUUUUGCUUUUCCCACUUGCGCUACGUGACUUCAGGACCACAACCUCGAGCAGCUUGGGUGUAGGCUUAGGAAUGUCCUUCGCGCUAGUCGCGAGUGGAUUUCUGCCUUUAAUCCUUCUCCCGUGGGCAGCGGCGAGAUCACGACUGUCACUACUGGGGAAUAGGCUCUCACUCGUUGCUGAUCUUUUCGGUGUGGUAAACAUCGGACUACACAUUGCUUAUGGCUUGAAGCUGAGUAACUUAUUGGUGACUGCGCUGGUCCUGGCAAUAGGUCAGGCAGUAUGCUUCGUGGCGGCUGGUAUCCUACUUGUCAUACAUAACCGACGACCAAAGACUGUGUUCACAAUUUCUCGGAACAAUGAUCCACUUCAACAGUUACAAUUUAAAGAUCGAAAGAUGGAGCAAGCCGCGGGGCCCAGCCUCGUCGACCCAAUCUUAUACCAGACAAGAAGAUAA
Messenger RNA from Penicillium subrubescens, 585 nucleotides. RefSeq lists its product as uncharacterized. The record is from RefSeq and is a predicted model, not a curated record. The coding region runs from base 1 to 585 and encodes 194 amino acids. Lineage: Eukaryota; Fungi; Ascomycota; Eurotiomycetes; Eurotiales; Aspergillaceae. The transcript is spliced from 3 exons.